GAAGGAGGAUCUGGCUGAGACCACAGCGCUCACUUGUUGAGGAUCUUUAGCCAGCGCUGCUUGCGUGCUUUUCAUUUUAUUCUUUCUCCCCUUGCCCCAGAGCCAUGGCGUACCUGCUGUUGCUCUCAUGCCUCUUGCCAACAGUGGCAUCUGCUCAGUGUAGCCAUCAAGAAUUUGAAUGUCAAUAUCUUUGCCUUGAAAUGAAUGGAAAAGUAUUUGUCACUCAGCGGCAAUCAUUCUUCAAAUAAAAGGUCACUGGAAGGACUGAGCGCAUUCAGGAGCCUGGAGGAACUCAUCUUGGACAACAAUCUGCUGGGGGAUGACCUGGUGUUGCCAGGGUUACCCCAGCUCCACACCUUAACCCUCAACAAGAACCAAAUCACUGACUUGGAGCGUCUGCUCGAUCACCUGGCAGAAGUGACGCCAGCUCUGGAGUACCUCAGCCUGCUGGGUAAUGUUGCAUGUCCCAAUGAGCUGGUCAGCUUGGAAAAGGAUGAGGAAGACUACAAGCGAUACAGAUGCUUUGUUCUGCACAAGCUGCCUAACUUGAAGUUUCUGGAUGCCCAGAAAGUAACCAGACAAGAAAGAGAAGAGGCAUUGGUCAGAGGGGCCUUCAUGAAGGUGGUGAAGCCUAAGGCUUCCAGUGGGGACUUUGCUGCCUCUGCCUCUCCUGAGAUGCACCACUACACACCUCUGCCUUCUGCUUCCAGAGAACUCACCAGUCACAGAGGAGUCCUGGGGAAGUGUCGCUAUGUUUACUACGGGAAAAACUCAGAGGGCAACAGGUUUAUCCGAGAUGACCAGCUCUGAAGCCAAGUUCUGUAUGCCUUAGCCUAUUUCAUGAAAAUAAAAAGGGAAAGCAAAAAUAAAGAAAGAGCUAAAGAGAAAACAAUGGCCCACGUUGCAUCUCUGCGGGAAGGCUGUGGCUUCAGCUCUUGGUACCUUGUGCUGACUUUGCCAGGCCUGUCAAGAUCAUCCUUCUGCCUUAGACUGAGUGGUCACAGAGAGAUUGACAUGAUUGCCCUUAAGCAGGUCUCAUCCACCAGGGUGACAGACAGCAGCGGCGAAGCACCAGGGUUGACAGCAUGAACACCAUGAUAGAUUGCCUGGUCCCUCCACUGCUCACAGGGGAGCAGAGGUCACACCUGGGGCCUCCCUGAGCAUGCUCAGUGACUGCCAUCUAGUGAGAGAGACUGUCUUCAGCUUGCCUACUGAGUCAAGACCUCUCUGACAUCAUUGUGCUGUGGGUUUAUUUUUAGUGGGAUUGUCACAGUUAGGGGGAGGAUGCUCUCCCUUUUCCCCCUUAAAUCUUAGCCUUUAUAUUCUGCAUAGGUACAGGUCCCUCCUCCCUCACUGCCCCCCAACCUUCAGCAUCAUGCAUUUCCAUUUGCAGGUUUUCAGAGGGAUAACUUCUCAGCCAGGUCAUACACUGACAGCCGGACUCUGGUAGUUACAAUCCCUCCAUCAAAUAGCUUUUCCUAAACCUCGGACUACAAAAACAUGGCCUUUAUCUUACUUCAUUCAUUUUCAAAUCUUCUCUCCCGAAUAGGUUGUAGGGUGAGGCAUCCUUCCCAACACCCUUGGUUGCACCAGUCCCUGGACUCUUUUUAACCACGCCCUUCUUCACUGUGCCUACCCUCAUUGUGCGAGGACUGGCUUGCUCCUUUGAGUGCCAUUUAAAAGUAUUGAGUUGAUGAAGGCAUGUGAUGGGUCAGGGGGUUGAAAAUCAAAAUGAAGACUGUAGAAAAUACCCACCAGACCCGACGGCUUUUAUAGACAGUGUAGACCUUCUGAAUGUCAUGUUUUUCUCUGGACCUCUCAGAAUUUAGAUGCAUAGCUUUUGAGAUGUUGCUACGUCUUUGUGCAUCCUUGGCUGUGUUCUAGCAUUAAUGUCACAAAGAAAAUACCCAUGAUCAUGCUACUCAGGUGACUAGCCUUUCUUUGAACUUCCUGGUUCACAAGUCAAAUCACCCUUGAAAAUGUGUGAAAGGCUGGUUUAGCAUUUAUUUUUUUGCUUCUUGCAUUUAGACAAGAUGUCUACGGUCCUAGGACAGCAAAGUCUGGAGGAGAACCAAAGUUAUAGAUACCAAGUGAGUUACUAGAGAGUUGCUAUUGUGAAAGGCUUUGGGGACUCAGAAUCCCCAAGCUGCCCCAGAAGAACCUCCUUUCUCGACUCGACUCCGUUUACAUAGCCUCUGGCCUACUGAGUCAACACAGCCCUGGAAUGACAUGUAUUGAGGCUGGCAGGAGUCCCGCUUGUAGAUUACACAACCUCCAUUAAUCAGCUGUUCAGACCAGUUAACAUUAAAAUCCUUGAGACCAUUAAUAAUUAGAGAUUAUUGAAUGUUUGCCUUCAUCUCUCCAAUCCAUUAAUAACCAGAGCUGAGUACCUUCUCUCUGUUUGAUCUACAAAACAGCUUUGGGAUAAUGCUUUAAAUUAGCUGCAUUAGGUCCCACCCUGGUUCUUUGUUUAGAAGCAUCAGCACGGGCUUCAUCCAUGGCAUAUUAUGGGCAACAGAGCUCUGUGCAAGGGCAGCUAGACUAGUCUGAUGUCAUAUCCAAUCUAGCGGCACAUAUAUCCUUGUCUUUAUAAAAGGCUUUAACCCUGCCUCAAACAAUAAAAAAGCACUUGUGAACUGA
This is a messenger RNA of Ictidomys tridecemlineatus (thirteen-lined ground squirrel), 2640 nucleotides long. The record is from RefSeq and is a predicted model, not a curated record. Lineage: Eukaryota; Metazoa; Chordata; Mammalia; Rodentia; Sciuridae.